Molecule: messenger RNA, 2048 nt
Organism: Lolium perenne
Lineage: Eukaryota; Viridiplantae; Streptophyta; Magnoliopsida; Poales; Poaceae
Product: F-box protein At5g07610-like
Molecular function (GO): protein binding
Source: RefSeq, a predicted model, not a curated record
CCAGAAAAAGCCCAAAUAAAUCCCAUCGUCUUCCACCUCCCAUCCCGUAGACUGUUCGCACAGCUACUCCCAAACCCUCGCUCGCCGGCGCAGAUGGCAGCAAACAGCACCACCGCUCCCGCCGUUGCUCGAUUUGCAGCUCGCGGGGAAAGAACUUGACUCGGCGCCCCUCGUUUCCACGGACGGGGAUGGAGGGUGCACUGAUGAGAGGCGAACCUAUUUCCAAGGUCACCGACGACAUCCUCGCCGACAUCAUCUCCCGCGUGCCCUACAAGUCCACCUGCUGCUGCAAGUGUGUCUCCACACGCUGGCGUGACCUCAUCUCCCACCCCGACCACCGCAAGAAGAUGCCCCAGCCCCUCGUCGGCUUCUUCCACGAAAGCUACAACAAGAACCGGUUCCCCAAGUGUGCUCGAUAUUUCACCAACGUUUCAGGGGAAGGUGAACCUCUCGUCGAUCCUUCACUAUCCUUUCUGCCCAAAUACAAUGGCCUUGACAUUUUGGACUGCUGCAAUGGCCUCCUUCUCUGCCGUUGUUGGAAGGCGACUGAUCCUAAGACAUUGGACUAUAUCGUGUGCAAUCCGGCCACUGAAAGAUGGGUUGUUGUGCCUGCCACCGAUUGGUCCAGCAAGGUGAAUGUCGUUCGCCUCGGGUUUGAGCCGACGGUAUCCUCUCACUUUCAUGUGUUUGAGUUCAUUGAUGAGGAGACCUGGGGUAUAGAUGAGUCUGAGUUGAGUGAUUGUGAUGGCUGCAUUGAAACAUUGGCGAUAUACUCGUCUAAAGCAGGAGUUUGGAAGCAUCGAAGCCUGGACAUUAUGUUUGCAAUACCAACGAGUUCAAGAGGCGUUUUUUUAAAUGGCGCCCUACAUUUGGCUACCUCUAAUAAUUUUAUAGUUGUUGUCGGCGUGGAAGGAAAUAAUUGGCGUCUCAUUGAUAUUCCUAUGCCACCAUACUAUGAUGAUGCUCCUAUUGUUGGUGUUUUGCUAUCACAAAGGCAGUUGUAUUUCACAAAUUGUUAUUCUGGUUCUGAUGGUGAAGAAUUAUCAGUAUGGGCUCUUGAGGACUGCUAUAGUGAAAAAUGGACCUUGAAACACAAUGUCAGCCACUUGGAGUUGUUUGGAGCAUCGUAUUCAUCAUUUGGUAAUUUUUACAAUGUCAUCUCAUUCCACCCUGGACGCAAUAUGAUUUUCAUAAUUUGUGGGUAUGAGAACAUGUUGAUGUCAUAUGACAUGGAUCGCAGAAAGCUGUGUUUUAUAUGUCAACUUGGACGGGAUUGUCAAAUUGGGUGGGACAAGACUCUUUGUAUUCCAUAUGUUCCAUUGUACUCGGAGCCAUUGGCAGAUGGGCACUAAAUGUCUUGUGUAGUGCAGCUUCGCAGUGCUGACUACUAUCCAGGCAAGGAGCAAUGUAAUGUUUGAUCAUUUUACCAUUGGGCUGUUUGCCUUUUGACUGCUGUUUUACUUUUGUCUAUUGUUGUGUUACACCAAUCAUCAAUUCUGUCAUUGGAUCAUCCUAUCAUAUUUUCAACCUGGUGUGAGCAAGCAGCGACAGUGAUUUUCUUGGCAGUUUUCUGCUCUGCAUAUGAUGAACUUUGUAUGGUGCCUCCCCUAUUUCCAAGAAUUUAUUUUUAUGACUGGUCUGCUGUGUUCAACGGGUCAGUCACCUAGACCGCUGAAACAACUGAAAUUGAUUUAUGCACUGAAUAAUACUAGGUACAAGUUAACUCCCGAGUUCCCCUUACAAAUAUGUCGACACUACAUUUGUGCUUUCCUGCCCUUUCUAUCUGAACAGUGUUGACCAGCUAGCUAAGCAGGAAUAUAGAGCAUGUUUGGUUUGAGGCCUGGCAAAGAUUUGCCUGGCCUGGAAACUCCCUGAGACUAGCCUGGAGAUUGUUUGGUUAUAAUGUUUGAUCAUUACACCAUUCUUCUGUUUGGUUUUUUUGCCUGUUGUUUAUUUAUUUUUAUCUAUCGUUGGGUAUUAUCAUUGUAUGGACUAAAGCCGACUACAAGGCCAUAAUGCCAUAACUUCCACCUAAGGACAAUGGCUCA